CUCUGGGAGUGAAGACGUCGUCGUGAGAUAAUACCGAGCUAGUGCAUCUAGUAUAGGAAGCCAGACAACAACACCAACGGUUUUUGUUUAUAUUUCCACAUAGGCUACAUAUACAUAUAUAAAUAAAUAUGAAAUCAGAGGCGUUGCACAAGUUUCUGGCUUUCUUUCCGCUGCUGAUUGCCUGCGCGUGGAGCCAGCCAUUGGAUUCAACUCAGCAACGUCAACAGCUGCCAGUAGCCCCGCAAUCGGUUAUCUUUAUUAAAAGCAAUAUCAGGCCGGAGGAUGCCCCUAAUUAUCAAAUAACAAUACCAAAGGAUCCUAGGCCAAAUGAACCCUGUCUCACGAUCACCUGGAAGACAAAUCCAGAUGGUAGUGGACCCGAAAUUCCACAAAUCUAUAUGGGUAAUGGCUACUUUGGAAUAAUGCCACCAGCUGUUAAGGUCCAGCAAAAGCAAUAAAGAACACUUAACACUUUGUAUUUAUUUAUGGAAAUUUUGUAGUAUUUUUUCUUGAAUAAAUUAUGAUUAAUUUGGGAAAAUAAA
Drosophila kikkawai is the source of this 542-nucleotide messenger RNA. RefSeq lists its product as uncharacterized. Lineage: Eukaryota; Metazoa; Arthropoda; Insecta; Diptera; Drosophilidae. The record is from RefSeq and is a predicted model, not a curated record.